ACCCUAUUGAUAAACCCAAAAAGCAUCCACCAUCCAAGCCCCCCUCAUUUUUUUUCUUUAACCCUUACUUCCAUCCUUUAUUUCUCCCCCCGCUUUCUUAUCCUUCCACAAGCCUCUCCAUCUCACAGUCCUGAAGGAACACUCCGCUCGGUGCUGUGUCCAUAUCUGCAUUCUGAGGGUGCUGUGUGUACCCUAAAACAAGGAUUUCUUCCAUUCUUCCUGCAUUCACGCGGCCAUGCGAGGGCGGAGUCUACCCUUCAUCAUUUCCCUCCUCCUCCUCGUCCUGUCAUUCUCUGAGGCGAAAAAGAAGUCCAAGCAGCCAUCAGAUGCAGUGACUGGAUCAGAGAGCAUCGUGGCACAUCCCUCGCUGGGGUCAGGUCAACUGAGCACUAAAGAUGGGCACCGCUGCACCUGGGAGUCGCUAGAGAGAGGAGCCAACAUCCUGCUUCAGGUCAGCUGCACCGCCCCAAGCGAGGAGGGGCUCGGGUCUCACUACACCUGCCAGUUCGCUGGAAAACCUCAGGAAUGCUCCAUCUACAGCACUCAGUCCUCCCAGUACUGGAAACAGGUGGUGAGCAAACUGAAGAAACGAAAGAACGCCUGCGAGGGGGAGAAAGUCCUGAAAACACGUCUGUGUAAGAAAGCACCCAGCGCAUCUCACAUGAAACUCACAGAGAGAAGCGGAGAAGAGACCACCACGCACACGAGCAAGGGAAUGCCAGAAGAGAGCAAACGGAAAACGGAAGCACCCACGAGGAAAGAAAAAGAAGUACAGAAAGAAAAGGAAGAGGAGGUGAAGAAAGAAGAGGAGGAGGGUUUCGGAGAUGUAGUGAAUGAUGGAUUCUCAGACAUGGAGCCCGCUGUGAGCUACUGCGGAGAAGGAUGGCAUUCUGUCUGCAACUUCUUUGUCAAGUUCUUAGAUGGUUAAAAAACGAGAAACAUCUGCUAUCAAUGCUUUCUUGGACCCAGGGGAGGAUAUGAAUGUUGCUGCAUGUGAGAAAGAUGGAAAGGCGGCGAUGUCAGGUGUCAAAAAUAUGACUUAGCAAAGGAUAAAAAAAAAAAAUCCUGUUGUGAAGAGGAAGACAAAUAGACAGAGAAAGUAGUUCAUGUAUAAUAUUUAACAAUCACACUAAUCGCAUUAAAUAUGAUGUUGCACACAGUUGUGCAUAUUGUAACUAAACCUAAAUUAACGUGUUUGUAGAUAUGAAUAAUUGUAUGACUUUUUACUCAUCAUGAAAACUGCUGUAUAUGAUUUUUGCAAAUAAUAUUCAGAACAAUAAAAAAUGAAAUGACAUGAA
Puntigrus tetrazona (Sumatra barb) is the source of this 1298-nucleotide messenger RNA. RefSeq names its product fibroblast growth factor binding protein 3 (gene fgfbp3). Lineage: Eukaryota; Metazoa; Chordata; Actinopteri; Cypriniformes; Cyprinidae. The record is from RefSeq and is a predicted model, not a curated record. Gene Ontology annotation, biological process: cell-cell signaling. The transcript has 2 exons. Gene Ontology annotation, molecular function: growth factor binding. The coding region runs from base 236 to 928 and encodes 230 amino acids.